Rana temporaria (common frog) is the source of this 2232-nucleotide messenger RNA. It is a transcript of the gene CDC6, whose product is annotated as cell division cycle 6. Gene Ontology annotation, biological process: DNA replication initiation; cell division; mitotic DNA replication checkpoint signaling. The record is from RefSeq and is a predicted model, not a curated record. Gene Ontology annotation, molecular function: ATP hydrolysis activity; DNA replication origin binding. Lineage: Eukaryota; Metazoa; Chordata; Amphibia; Anura; Ranidae. The transcript has 12 exons. Gene Ontology annotation, cellular component: nucleus. The coding region runs from base 224 to 1891 and encodes 555 amino acids.
ACUGUUGUUGGGGGGGUAGAAUUUGGCGCUAACCAAAGCAGGCUCGCUUGUUGGACGAAUCAGAAAGGACUUAGUGAGAGAAGUUCAUCCAAUAAGAGAGCUUGGCGCGAGAUUCCGAGCGCGCGCUUCAAGCAGCUGCUAGAGUUUGGCGGGGAGAGUGCAGGCUGUAGCCGGACUUCACAGGGGAGACAUCGUUUAGUAUCAGCUUAUCCAUUGCUCAGCCAUGCCAAGCACCAGGUCCAGAUCUCAGAGCGCCAUUCAGUUCCCCAAGACGAAGACUGCCAAGACUGGAGUCAAAGCAGAUCUGCGGAUCCAGGCUAAAUCAGAAGCUGGUGCUGUGCCUCCCCUGUCUGUCUGCAAGGAACAACCUCUCAGUCCACGGAAGAGACUAGGUGAUGAUAAUCUCUGCAACAUUCCUCAGUCACUCCGUUGCUCUCCUCCUAAACAAAGUCGCAAUGAGAAUGGACCCAUCAGCCCUGCUAAGGGGAGGCGUCUGAUUUUUGAUGAGAACCAGGCGGCUGCAACUCCCUUGUCCCCCAGUAAGAAGACUCAGGAUACCACUUUUUCAUCCCCUCAAAAAAGAGGUCAGGAAACCCCAUCCAGCAAUCCCCAUCGUGGCCCACAGGAGAGGAAGAGUGUGUGUACACGACUGUUCAAGCAGGAAGGGACCUGCUAUCAGAAGGCGAAAUGCGCACUAAACACGGCUGUGCCAGAACGUCUGCUGGCACGAGAAAAGGAGACGGCAGCCAUACUUUCCUUUCUGAAGACACAUGUUUCUUCUGAGAAGCCUGGCAGCCUUUACAUCUCUGGGGCUCCAGGAACUGGCAAAACUGCAUGUCUGAGCAAGAUGCUGCAAGAGAACAAGGAGAUUUUAAAGGGUACAAAGACUGUGUAUAUCAACUGCAUGAGUCUCAGAAGUUCCCUGGCAAUCUUCCCAGCCAUAGCAGAAGAGAUCUCUGGGUCCUCAAAGCUUGCAUCCUCUGGGAAAGAUGUGGUCAGAAGUCUGGAGAAGAUGGUCACCUCCAAGGGGCCUGUCAUACUUCUUGUGCUAGAUGAGAUGGAUCAGUUGGACAGCAAAGGGCAGGAUGUGCUGUACACAGUGUUUGAGUGGCCCUGGCUCCAAAACUCCAGAGUUGUGCUUAUUGGAAUCGCAAAUGCUCUGGAUUUGACAGACCGUAUCUUGCCCAGGCUUCAGGCUCGUCCUAAUUGCAAACCUCAGUUGCUCAAUUUCUCUCCAUACACAAAGGAUCAGAUUGCCACUAUACUACAAGACAGGCUGACACAGGUGUCUGGGGACCAGGUUCUAGAUAAUGCGGCAAUUCAGUUUUGUGCCAGGAAGGUGUCAGCAGUCUCUGGAGAUGCCCGCAAGGCCCUGGAUAUCUGCAGGCGGGCAGUAGAAAUAGUGGAGUCGGAUGUAAGGAGCCAGACUGUCCUAAAGCCUCUAUCUGAAUGUCCAUCUCCAAGUAAAGAAGCUGCAUCUACUCCUGUUCCAAAGAAGGUCAGCCUGCCCCACAUUUCACGUGUGAUAUCCGAUGUGUAUGGAGACAAAGUGUUGACGGGCGCAAGAGGGGAGGAUUCUUUCCCAUUGCAGCAGAAGCUUGUUGUGUGCUCUCUCCUGUUGCUAACCCAGCAAAGCAAGGUCAAGGAAGUCACUUUAGGAAAACUUCAUGAAACGUACAGCAAAGUUUGCCGGAAGCAGCAGAUGCCUGCAGUGGGCCAAUCGGAAUGUCUCUCCCUCUGCCAGCUUCUAGAAACAAGGGGCAUUAUGGGUUUAAAAAAAUCAAAGGAAGCUCGCCUUACAAAGAUGUCUCUGAAGAUAGCGGAGCGGGACAUAGAGCAUGCUUUCAAAGACAAAGUCCUUAUUGGGAACAUUCUCCACGCAGGGAUUUAAAUGACGUGUUUUUAUUUUUAUAGAGGUGCAAUAUGCACCAUACAUUUUAUUUUUAAGAAAUUGCUGCUGAAGAAGGCGAUACAUUGUAUUUAGCCAGAGUAUAUUUUGCAAAGAAAUGGCGGUUUUUAUUUGACUGUAAAUUUGCCCCAUUGACAUGUUUUUGACAAACUAGUUUAAUUUAUGCUGGUUUAAUUUAUGCUUGUGUAUAUAAUUUUGGUUCAUGUGUAAGAGAUGACUGUUUGCUGCAAUCUGCAGCAGAUGUUUUACUGUAAGAGAACUGUUCUGGUUUUACAGACUCCGCUCUUUUUAAUGUUUGGUUUUAAAUAAACCCAAAAAUCCAA